Messenger RNA from Verticillium alfalfae VaMs.102, 414 nucleotides. RefSeq lists its product as hypothetical. Lineage: Eukaryota; Fungi; Ascomycota; Sordariomycetes; Glomerellales; Plectosphaerellaceae. Bases 1 to 414 code for a protein of 137 amino acids. The record is from RefSeq and is a predicted model, not a curated record. Gene Ontology annotation, cellular component: plasma membrane; fungal-type vacuole. The transcript has 2 exons.
AUGCUUGUCUACGUUAGGCGUCGCAAGAAGGCACUGCUCGAGGGGCCCGCGGAGAUAGGUUCGGACCAGCAACACCUCAACCCGACCAACCGCGGCGUGAUUCCAUUAUCUCGUAGCGAGGCUACGGAUCAAGAAGCUCGUCGGGUCACCCUCUUCGUCUACGCCAUUGCUAUUGCGUAUGCUGCCAUCAUUAUCAGAUGCUGUUACAGAAUCGCAGAAAGUAUUCCGGCCAUUGCAAAGGACGUCAUGAGAAAUGAAGCAGUAUUUCUGGUGCUAGAUGGAGCCAUGAUUCUUAUCGCCAUCGGCUCCGUCACCGCGUUCCACCCCUACAAGUUCUUUCCAUAUCUCGGUAUCAAAACGCUCAAGGAAAAGAAUAUUUCUACACAAGAGGGCUAUCAAAUGGGAAAUAUGUAG